Molecule: messenger RNA, 4352 nt
Organism: Sphaerodactylus townsendi
Lineage: Eukaryota; Metazoa; Chordata; Lepidosauria; Squamata; Sphaerodactylidae
Gene: ERN1
Product: endoplasmic reticulum to nucleus signaling 1
Exons: 22
Coding region: 160-3069 (969 amino acids)
Biological process (GO): IRE1-mediated unfolded protein response; protein phosphorylation; mRNA processing
Cellular component (GO): IRE1-TRAF2-ASK1 complex
Molecular function (GO): protein serine/threonine kinase activity; RNA endonuclease activity; ATP binding
Source: RefSeq, a predicted model, not a curated record
UGACGCCAAAGCCGCGCUCCGCCUCCGGAGGAGGAAAGGCCGGACACGCCGCCGCCGCCGCCGCCGCCGCAGCAGCAGCCGGAGCCACGGCCGGGGAGCUGCGCAGCGGGCAGGACGAUCCGCGGGGCCCGGGCGGCUCCCAGGGCCGGCCAGCCAGCCAUGGCUUGGGGUUGCCGCGUCGCCCGACUGUGCGCGCUGCUGUCGCUGCUCUGGCUGGGGGUCCCGAACUGUGGAAAUGCCAAUUCGGUGACUCUUCCAGAGACGUUGCUGUUUGUUUCAACUUUAGAUGGGAACUUACAUGCUGUGAGCAAGAGGACAGGGUCAAUUAAGUGGACUUUAAAAGAAGAUCCUGUACUUCAGGUGCCAUUACAUGUAGAAGAACCGGCAUUUCUUCCUGAUCCUAAUGACGGCAGUCUGUACACUCUUGGUGGCAAGAAUAGUGAAGGCUUGACUAAACUGCCAUUCACCAUUCCGGAGCUGGUUCAAGCGUCCCCUUGCCGCAGUUCAGAUGGAAUUCUAUAUAUGGGAAAGAAGCAGGACAGCUGGUAUGUGAUAGACCUCAUGACAGGGGAGAAACAGCAAACUUUGACGUCUUCCUUUGCCGAAAGCCUUUGCCCUUCUACAUCUCUCCUGUAUCUUGGCCGAACAGAGUACACAAUAACGAUGUACGAUACCAAGAAUAAAGAGCUCCGAUGGAAUGCCACCUACUUCGAUUAUGCAACCAUGUUGCCCGAUGAAGAUAUGCAGUACAAAAUGUCUCAUUUUGCAUCUAAUGGAGAUGGACUGGUGGUCACUGUGGACAGUGAGUCUGGAGACAUCCUGUGGAUCCAGAAUUAUGGCUCUCCGGUUGUAGCUUUUUAUAUAUGGCAGCGGGAGGGUCUGUGGAAAGUAAUGCAUACCAACGUGGGGGUAGAAACACUGCGGUACCUGACGUUCAUGUCUGGUGAAGUUGGACGCAUCACAAAGUGGAAAUACCCCUUUCCUAAAGAAACGGAGGCCAAGAGCAAAUUGGUGCCAACACUCUAUGUAGGAAAAUAUUCCACCAGUUUGUAUGCAUCGCCAUCAAUGGUUCACGAAGGGGUGGCUAUUAUGCCCAGGGGAAGUGCAAUACCGUUGAUAGAGGGUCCAAAAACACGUGGGGUCACUUUUGAAGACAAUGGGGAAUGUGUUAUCACCCCCAGUACCGAUCUAAAGUUUACUUCUGGAUUUAAAUUCAAGAACAGACUCAACUAUUUGAGAAAUCACUGGCUUUUAAUAGGUCACCAUGAAACACCACUGUCAGCACCAACAAAGAUCCUGGAGAAAUUUCCAAGCAAUUUGCCAAAACGGCAAGAAAAUAUCAUCCCAGCGGAUUCGGACAAAGCAGCUUUUGAAGAGGCAAUUGAUAUUGCAGGGCAUUCCACAAGAGACGUGCCCCCUCCUGUCCCAGAAGUUGCUGAAGAGAUGCUCAGCCAACCUGUGCCCCGGCCGGAAGCUCCCGUGGAUUCUAUACUGAAGGACAUGGCCACUCUCAUCCUUAGCAUGUUCUUACUUGUUAGCUGGAUCGCCUUUAUCAUCACAUAUCCAAUGAGUGUGCACCAUCAGCAGCAGCGCCAACAUCAGCAAUUCCAGAAACAGCUGGAGGAGAAAAUCCAGUUGUUGCAGCAUCAGCCCUUCGGUCCUGCCAUUGAUUUGCCUCCAGAGGCAGACUUCUUGGACGGUUCCGUUGCAGUGGCAGAGAGCUCAGCCACCAGUACUCCAAACAUGUCCCCGAAGGCAUCAAAUCACUCUGCGUAUUCCAAUGUGUCUGCCUCUGAUGUCGGGAGCGGUCUGUCCACUGAGCAGGAAGACGAUGCAGACACAGGUGUCAUAACAGUUGGAAAGAUUUCAUUCCACCCAAGGGACAUGCUGGGACAUGGAGCCGAGGGAACGAUUGUUUAUAGGGGGACAUUUGAUAACCGAGCAGUAGCCGUGAAGAGAAUUCUGCCCGAAUGCUUCAGCUUUGCUGAUCGAGAGGUGCAGCUGUUGCGAGAAUCGGACGAACAUCCAAACGUGAUCCGCUAUUUCUGCACCGAGAGGGACCGCCAGUUCCAGUACAUAGCGCUUGAGCUCUGUGCUGCCACUUUACAAGAGUAUGUGGAACAGAAGGACUUCAGUCACCACGGUUUGCAGCCUAUCACUGUCCUGCAACAAACCAUGUCUGGCCUUGCUUAUCUCCACUCUCUCAAUAUUGUCCACAGAGAUCUGAAGCCCCACAAUAUCCUUAUUUCUAUGCCUAAUGCCCAUGGUAAGGUCAAAGCCAUGAUCUCGGACUUUGGCCUAUGCAAGAAGCUUGCGGUGGGCAGGCACAGUUUCAGCCGUCAAUCUGGAGUACCGGGCACUGAGGGCUGGAUAGCUCCAGAGAUACUGAGCGAGGACCGCAAAGAGAAUCCGACACAUACAGUAGAUAUUUUUUCUGCGGGGUGUGUGUUCUACUAUGUUGUAUCAGAAGGCAACCACCCAUUUGGCAAAUCCCUGCAGCGGCAAGCCAAUAUUUUGCUGAGCGCCUACAAUCUGGACUUCCUAAAUCCAGAGAAGCAUGAAGACAUAGUUGCUCGCGACUUAAUAGAGCAAAUGAUAAGUACAGUUCCUCAGAAGCGGCCUUCAGCUAACUGCGUGCUAAAGCAUCCAUUUUUCUGGGGUUUAGAAAAGCAGCUUCAGUUUUUCCAGGAUGUCAGCGACCGAAUAGAAAAAGAAUCCUCAGACGGCCCGAUAGUCAAGGAGUUGGAGAGGGGUGGGAGAGCAGUGGUGAAAAUGGACUGGAGGGAGCACAUCACUGUCCCUCUACAGACAGAUCUUCGAAAAUUCCGAUCCUACAAAGGGGGUUCAGUAAGAGAUCUCUUGCGGGCCAUGAGAAAUAAGAAGCACCAUUAUAGAGAACUUCCGCCGGAAGUGCAAGAGACUCUGGGUUCCGUCCCAGAUGACUUUGUGCACUACUUUACAUUGCGUUUCCCUCACCUUCUUCUGCACACCUACCAUGCUAUGCAAAUCUGCUCCCAGGAAAGACUCUUCCAGCCUUAUUAUAUGCAGGACCCUGGGGACGUCGUUUGACUCAUGGGGGCCGAUCGUUCUUUGCACACACAGGGAUGUGAAGCUGGUCUGUCCUCAGCAGGGUGACUUAGAGGGAUUGUCAGAGAGCAAAAAAAAUCCUCUUUGAGAAAUCCAGACUUUCUCCAAUGUGCCUUGUACACUGCCGCCUCAGAGUCAGGAAGAGAACCCCAACUUGGAAGCUUUUGGGGGAAGAUGGGGUGGUUUCCAGAAUGCUCUACACCACAGAAGAGCUGAGUGAUUGAAAAGCAGCUCCUGAGUAGCAAAAUAGAGUGUAAAAUUUGGCACAAGCAUGACUGUGAUCUUGGAAAUACUUAACACUGUACUCUCUUUUCAUACUGGUGUUCAGCCACCUUCACUGCACAGAGUUGUAAAAAGAAAGAGAACUGACUGGAACCCGUCUCUUUGCCAAGCAUUUCCUGGAUCUCAGGAAGGGGCCUUAUACUGUAGCACACUGUAGUUUCCAUCCAGUGGCAUACCAUUUCCACAAUCUGUACUUGAAACAAUGCUGACAUGAGGAAAUGAUUGCUUGUUAAAGGGAAUACCAUGGUUUAAAUACAGCGGAACCAGCAACACAAAUGCAAUGAUCAAGUGAAGAGCAUAGACUUCCAAAGACUAGUUUCCAAAUACUUUUGUAUACAUCUAAGGUUGGUUAUGAAAUCGCCAGCUCACAAAUGUCAAUCCAAUUGCGACUAAAAAGAUUUCAUACCACAAAGCUUUCAAAAAAAUAUUUCUGGAAUAAGGUUUGGCUUUUGUCAUAAUACUGGAAAUCCUUUGCAUGUUUGAAAGAAAUCUGUUCAGAUACCAGUUCUGGCGUCCUUACAAGACUAUUAAUACUUGGUGCGAUGGUUUACACGGAACAAGGGAUAAAAGGGGAGUGCUCCUCAAAUUUUGUUCAUGUGAUGAUUAACUUCAUUAGCCAGAGGCACCACGACUUGGUAGAUAGAAACUGAACUGGAUAUAAAUUGCUUUUUACAAAACCACCAAAAGGUUACUUUGGUAUUUUUAACUGGAGGAUUAAGAUUCUUUCUGUUAAACAGAAUCCAUUUCCCCAUCCACAAGGGAUUGCUUAGAAAGCUAAAUGAAGUAAUCGAGGCAUCUACUUCCCAUUUUGAAGGUCGCAGUUUUGCUUUUUGGUGUCCCUAAAACAGUGGUGCACAUUGAGUGUGCAGAAGAAGAAGAAGAGUUUGGAUUUAUACCUCGCCUUUCUCUCCUGUAAGGAGACUCCAGGUAGCUUACAAACUCCUUUCCCUUCCUCUCCCCACAGGCACCUUAUGAGGUAGGUG